UACUGUUAUAUAUUUAAUAAACCACGAUGCGCGUAAAGCAGAUCAUUCAUAGAGGGCAAAUCUUAAUUUUAACCUUACAAAAAUUAAAAAAGCAUAUUUCCGACAAGUUCACUCUUAGAGAUAGUGAUGUGUGGCUUAGGAGACUAAAUAAAAAUAUUGAAUCUUGCAACCAAAUCGUUUCUAACGAAAAGGAUUUAUCUAUUGGGUUAAAAAGAAAAUUACAAACUACAAUUCAACAUCUGAAAGCUAUUAGAAAAAUUAUUCUUAAUUAUCAACAUAAGCAUUUUGGAUUGGGAUUACAAAGUAGUAGCCGCGAGACAAACACAAAUGAAAUGGUUGUAUGGGAAUCGGUAGCGUCGUGUUUCCAGGGAAGAGUUCAGACCGGUGUCAUAAUUAAUUUACUUCAUAAAGAUUUAAUUCAAUUUUUAAACGAUUCUCGUCCAAUAUUUCAACAAAAAAUUAGUCAAAUUUUAAAGAAAUUUUUAUUGCUGAAAGUAAAUACCACAUUUUGCGGUGAAUUUAUUAAGGCAAAAAAUGAUGUCCAAGGCGAAGUUGAUGUUAAAUAUCUGAGUACCGGAAAUGCUGUAGUUGAUUUAGGAACAGAAUUGAAUGAUUGGUUUGUUGAAAAUGUCCAAGAUAAAAUUUUAAAUCAAAUGUCAGAGUUUCAGGAACGUGAUUCCGGGUGGGCUUUAAAUAAUAUUAUUUAUUUAGAGAUUAACAUUAAUAAAUUUGAAAUGGGUAACGGAUCAUCCUUCGUUGUGCGACAUUGACCAAAUUAUGUUUAUCGAGCGGGCUAUACGAGGUGGAAUUUCGGUGUGUGUUGGUAGAUAUGCGGAGGCCAACAAUAAAUAUAUGCCCAACUACGAUUCAUCCAGGGAUGAUUCCUAUAUCAUGUACUUUGACGUCAAUAACCUCUAUGGCAAGGCCAUGUGCGAGCCUCUUCCUUACGGAGGAUUCGACUGGAUGUCUCAUCAAGAGAUUGAUUCAUUUAAUGUCAUGAACAUUCCAGAUGAAUCUUCCCAAGGAUAUAUCCUAGAGGUAGACCUGGAAUACCCGCAGAAAUUACAUGACACACAUAGAGAUUUUCCAUUUUGUGCCGAACAUCGAGUGCCCCCCAAUUCAAAGUUACCAAAACUAAUGACUACUUUGUAUAAUAAAGAAAAAUACGUCAUACACUAUCGCAAUUUAAAACAGGCUCUCAAAAACGGUCUCGUACUAAAGAAAAUUCACAAAAUAUUAAAAUUUAACCAAUCUCGUUGGUUGAAAUGUUAUAUCGAUCAUAAUAAUAAAUUAAGAACCCAAGCAAAGACAAAAUUUGGUAUAAAUUUAUACAAAUUGUUUAAUAAUGCCGCUUACGGUAAAACAAUGGAAAACAUUCGCAAGCAUCGUAUUGUUAAAUUUGUUAAAGCGUGGGAUGGUCGCUACGGUGCGAAAAAUUUAAUUUCUAGUCCUAGAUUUCACAGUAGAACAAUACUUGAUAACAAUUUGUUGCUUAUAGAAUUAAAAAAAUCGGAACUUUGCUUUAAUAAGCCACUUUAUAUUGGAAUGUCCAUAUUGGAUUUGUCGAAAACGACCAUGUACGAGUUUCAUUAUAAUUACAUGCUUCCAAAUUUGGGUCCCGAAAAAUGUAAAAUUCAAUACAUGGAUACGGACAGUUUCAUUUAUAAUAUCAAAUGUUAUGACGCAUAUGAAAGCGUUAUUAAGGCCGAUUUAACAAAAUUUGACACGUCUGAUUAUCCUAAUGACAAUCCCUAUAAUAUACCGCAAAUCAACAAAAAGGUUUUGGGGUUGAUGAAGGAUGAGACUAAUGGCACCAUCAUUAGUCAUUAUGCUGGGUUAAGGUCGAAAAUGUAUACUUUCAAAAUUUUAACGGGUUCGGUAGUUAAAAAGUCAAAGGGUAUUCAGUACAAUAUUGUAAAAAAUAAAAUUUCAUUUGAUGACUACGUAGAAUGCUUAACAAAUUUUAGGGAAAAGUACGCCACUCAACGAACCAUUCGUUCAUACACUCACAAUGUAUUUAGCAUCGAACAAACAAAACUUGCCUUGAGUCCUUUAGACGAUAAACGUUAUCUUUUGCCGAAUUCAUAUGAAACGCUUCCGUGGGGACAUUAUAAAGUGCCGUAAUUAUUUUUUAAUAUAUUUUUGUUACAGAUUAUGGUCAAACAACUUACAUUAGAAAGCCUUUGUAUUAUAACAAUUUGCGAAAAUAUUAGGUGUAGUGCUGAUUUUUUGCAUGGAGGUACCUUAAACAACUAGCGCUCCAGUCUGAUGGCAAUUCUUUAUUAAAUUUAGAAUUCAUUCUGUUGAAUAAGAGAUUUGGAUCGUCUUACAGAAAUAGCAUUUUGGCAACUCCAACCAUUGAUUUUGACGGAGAAUCCGCUUACUGUUUAUGGGUCAGUUAUUACAGGAUAAAAUAUUCGGAAAUUUUAGUUUGUAAAUCUUGUCACUUUAUAUUUCAAGUAGUUAAAAAAUUUAAAAAGAAAAAUUUUAGACUUUUAUUGGAUCACUAUCAUUUACAGCUGGAUAUAAAUAAUUUGAAUGAUGUAUAUCACGAUAAACAAUUUUGGUGUCAAAGCUGCUUUGAAGAAGUUUUGUUCACUGUAGAAACUGAAGAUGAAUGUAAUUUAAUGCUUCACAAUGAGAGGAAAUAUGGAAAAAAGUUACGCUUUUCUGAUAGUCCAUUGAACUAUUUAUAAUGUGGUUUUAUUAUAACAUAUGUAACUGUAGAUAAGACUUUUAUGUAUUGAUUGUAUUCCAUUGUAUUGCAACAAGAAUAAACAUGUAUAUAUUUA
Molecule: messenger RNA, 2792 nt
Organism: Cylas formicarius (sweet potato weevil)
Lineage: Eukaryota; Metazoa; Arthropoda; Insecta; Coleoptera; Brentidae
Exons: 2
Coding region: 778-2124 (448 amino acids)
Source: RefSeq, a predicted model, not a curated record